UCCCAAGUCAUACAUCAACGGUAAGUUUAAAUUGUUUCCCUUCCCAUGUUCGAUCUCCUGACAGGCUUCAACUUUGUCAGAACCGCCAGACAGGACAUUCACAGUCCUUCGAUCUGCGCAUGUCCUGCAACUUUCCUUCGACAAUCAGCACAAAGGCUGUUUUUGUUCGCGUGUUAAGACAAAAAAAAUCCUUUAGUACCUUCUGCAUCUCAAAAAUAUAACAAAUAAAUGGCUCCAAUUACUGUGAGUACAACGCGCGAGUCUUUCGGUAUAAAAUGAGUUGUGCGCGUAUGGUGUCGUUUGAUCGUAUCAUCGCCUAAUGUGAUUCCUGUGUCCCCGAGAGUGAGGAGUGUUUUUGAUUGCAGUACACAAUUGCGCCUCAAUAGAGGGGGAGAAGAGCGAGAGAAAAAAAAAAACUCCACAACCAUGAAUCCAACCACGAUUCCCAACCACGACUUUAUGGAGUUGCAUCCGGUGCAUCAACAUCCGGCAGGCUGCAAACAGCACUGCUUUGUAUUUACCGAAAUCGCCGACAUUGAGCUGCCGCCGGAGAUCACCAAAUAUCCGGAAAAGAUCAAGAAUGGCAGCAUCCAUUCGUACACGAAGGAAAGCAUCUCUCCGCCACCGCCAAAGCUGGCCAAGGAUCGACGGAGUCGUAAAAUAAUUGCCCUGGUGUCGGGGCUGCUGGUGUGCGUAGCGCUGGCAGCUGGUAUACCGCUCGGGUUGCAGUUACGGUCUUCCUCACUGCUGGAAGCCCGGUUGGCAUUUAUAAGGCGUUUGCUGGUGGAGUCACCACUGGUUGAAGGCUACUGGGCGCCCCCGAUGGGAGCGAAUUUUAGUAAAAGCUUCGCAGAAGUAAAGAGCGGCAUGGUUGGGGCGUUGCUGUGGCCCAUCGCCGUACCGUGUGCGGCACAGUAUCUGGACGCAGUGCAGCUGACGCUGGAAGGGUUGGACGAUGCGAGAAGGCUUGUGGGCAAGAAUCGAGAUAUGGCUGUGGUCGAGAAUGCGGACGAAAUGGAGCAGGCCCACACGGAGGGCAAGUUGGCGAUUCUGUUCGGGCUUGAGGGAGGUCACACGUUGGGCUCGAGUUUGGCAGUGCUCCGGUCGAUGUACUCGCUUGGAGCGAGGUUUGUGUCGCUGACUGGCGUGGGCUGCACAACGCCGUGGGCUAGCGCCUCCAUACGGAACGAUUUCUUCGACGAAAACCUUCCAUCCACUUUGACCAACUUUGGGGAGGUCGUGAUCCAGGAAAUGAACCGCUUGGGAAUGUUGGUAGAAAUAUCGCGACUCUCGGAACCCGCAAUGAUGGUAGCGCUGAACGUUGCCAAAGCACCACUGCUACUCUCCAACGCACUGCCCUCGUCGAUGGCAUGCAACGGAACGACGGCCGCCGUACCGGAUCACAUCUUGAGCGCCCUGUCACAGAAUGGCGGCGUACUAAUGCUGAACGUCGAACGAUGUGGUGAUAAACCGAUGUCACUGAAGGAUGCCAUCACGGCGAUCAACUACAUCCGAGCGAUCGCCGGUGUGGACCACGUGGGUCUGAGCGGUUCGCCCAAAAACUAUCCACUCCUAUUGGCCGAACUGGCCCGCGAUCGGUUGUGGGGCUCGGUAGCGAUCAAGAAGCUGGUCGGGGGUAAUAUUGUGCGUGUGCUGCGUGAGGUCGAAACGAACAAGAAUCGUUUGCCACUGUCCGAGGAUUGGAUACCGCUGGAAGCGAUCGAAGGAAACGCGUACUGUCGGUAUCCAGAAACGUAAGCAUGUGUCAACGCUGGACUCUCGGGGCGCAGGGAAGAGCAAGUAUUAGCUUCCACAUUUGCACGUGUGUCACACCGGAGGGAGUCGCACACACACACACACACACACAAACAAAAAUCUUAUAUGAAAAGAAGAUAUACAUAAAAAUAGCAAAUAGCAGAGAACAUGUGGCGGCAAAGGAUGCGCGAACGCAGCCCUUAUCCGGUAUAGUCAAUAUGUUAUAGAGCGACACAGAAAUGGACAAGCUAUUAUCGCAUAUCAAUUCUUCAAGAUGAAAUUUAAUUUCAACUACCUUCAACUACUACAUCUAGACGGAAGAACAACAUUUCCUUUACCUUUUUCAUUGUUCUUGACUAUUGUUUCCAAGAUUGGAGUUAGGGGUACCAAGAAUAGCAGCGAUAAUUAAAAAAAACAACUGGGAAGGAUCUAGAAGCGAUCGCAUGACCUCAGCAUGUGUUGCAAUCAUUUUGUAGAUGAAAUGUAUGUAAAACUGUGUAGAUCGAACGCAUCGAAAGCACUUGUGUCUCAAAGGUCCUGCAGACGGCCCUUUUUUCCUUCCGUAGAGGAUGACGAUCGCUCUACAGUUCUAGCGAUUCAGGGGAGUGUUGGAACUGAGUCGGCAAUCAGCAGCAUCUUCUAUAGAACAACCGUUUAAUUAGCUUCGAUUAAUGAUAUUUAUGCGUUAUUAGAUUCCCGAGAGCUCGAGAGUUACUACUACUCUCCUCCACAGAAAAAUACAAAGAAAGACGAAUAAGCAGUUACUCUGUCCUACUGACAAAAAAACGACAAAAAUACAAAUAAUAAUAAAUGUUUUACCAAAACCAAA
Molecule: messenger RNA, 2584 nt
Organism: Anopheles stephensi (Asian malaria mosquito)
Lineage: Eukaryota; Metazoa; Arthropoda; Insecta; Diptera; Culicidae
Product: dipeptidase 2
Exons: 2
Coding region: 427-1758 (443 amino acids)
Biological process (GO): proteolysis
Molecular function (GO): metallodipeptidase activity
Source: RefSeq, a predicted model, not a curated record